Limulus polyphemus (Atlantic horseshoe crab) is the source of this 691-nucleotide messenger RNA. RefSeq lists its product as uncharacterized. The record is from RefSeq and is a predicted model, not a curated record. Lineage: Eukaryota; Metazoa; Arthropoda; Merostomata; Xiphosura; Limulidae. The annotation marks the transcript as partial. The transcript has a single exon.
UUGUCAUGUAGAUAUUGUUGUUAUAGCUACACCUCCCAGUUGUCAUGUAGAUAUUGUUGCUAUAACUACACCUCCCAGUUAUCACGUAGAUAUUGUUGUUAUAACUACAUCUCCCAGUUGUCAUGUAGAUAUUGUUGCUAUAACUACACCUCCCAGUUGUCACGUAGAUAUUGUUGUUAUAACUACAUCUCCCAGUUGUCAUGUAGAUAUUGUUGUUAUAACUACACGUCCCAGUUGUCACGUAGAUAUUGUUGUUAUAACUACAUCUCCCAGUUGUCAUGUAGAUAUUGUUGCUAUAACUACACCUCCCAGUUGUCAUGUAGAUAUUGUUGUUAUAACUACACCUCCCAGUUGUCAUGUAGAUAUUGUUGCUAUAACUACACCUCCCAGUUGUCAUGUAGAUAUUGUUGCUAUAACUACACCUCCCAAUUGUCAUGUAGAUAUUGUUGCUAUAACUACACCUCCCAGUUGUCAUGUAGAUAUUGUUGCUAUAACUACACCUCCCCGUUGUCAUGUAGAUAUUGUUGCUAUAACUACAUCUCCCAGUUGUCAUAACUGGAGAAACGUCUGUAACAAUAACAGUAAUAUUAAUAUGACAACUGUGAAGUGUAGUUAUAGUAACAAUAUCUACAUGACAACGUUUGUACCAGUAAAUAAUUUGGUUGUCAUACUCCCAAAGGAGUGGAAAUGA